This is a messenger RNA of Protopterus annectens (West African lungfish), 2231 nucleotides long. RefSeq names its product chitobiase (gene CTBS). Gene Ontology annotation, molecular function: chitinase activity; chitin binding. Bases 537 to 1616 code for a protein of 359 amino acids. NCBI's taxonomy places the organism in Eukaryota, Metazoa, Chordata, Ceratodontiformes, Protopteridae. Gene Ontology annotation, biological process: carbohydrate metabolic process; chitin catabolic process. The record is from RefSeq and is a predicted model, not a curated record. The transcript has 7 exons. Gene Ontology annotation, cellular component: extracellular region.
CAUUAAUGUUUCUUCAAACUAAACUUAAUUUUACUGCUUACAUAAGUAGGACUAGGCAUGGAUGAUAUCCCAUGUGGCUUUGUAUUAGAACACUACCCCACUGGAUGCGCAGCAAAUGUAAACUGAAACGAAAUGUAGAAGUAACAUGUAUACGACAUUCACAAGCCGACGCUUCUUUUCCCCCCUGAUCUGUAUGAAUUCAGCAGAAGGUCUCGACAACUGAAUCAAUGAAAGGCUUUUUCGAACAGCUUUGUUUCACAGACCAAGAAAACUAUUAAACUACCCUGCUGCCUUACGUUUUUGGUAGACUGUAAACUCUGGGAAAGAUACGUCAAAUACGGUAAUCAUAUAUAAGCCUCAAUAAUGAAAAACAUCAUAAGAAUAGAAGCUUAAACAUAACUCAAAAGCCACGCGUUACAGCUGUUAAUGAAAACUGUAUGUACGCUUUUCUUAAUUUCACGUAUGUUGCACUUGAGAUCCAAGCCAAAACAACCUACUGUUAAGUUUCACAGAACAACGACCCAACUAACAGAAAUAUGAGAAGUACUUCCGGACUCCGGAGAAGGAAAAAAGCAAAUAAAACAACUGGACUAAUACUUCAACCCAAUCGACGUCUUACAGCCAUGACAAACUCCACCCUUUACGUCACGGUUUAUGCUUUUGAUGUUGGAGGGAAAAACUGGCAGUACUACAACUGGACGCAGGUGACAACUGUAGCAACUUUUGGGAAGUAUGAUCCAGAACUAAUGUGCUUUGCACAUUCAAAAGGAGCCAGAGUAGUUUUAAAAGGCGAUGUUUCUUUGAAAGAAAUUCUUGACGACUCUAGACGAGAUGCCUGGGUUACUAAACAAGUAGAGCUGGCAAAGAAGCAAUUUAUGGAUGGGAUCAACCUUGACAUAGAGCAAGCAGUUGAGGAGUCCUCACCAGAGUAUUAUGCAUUAACUGCACUAGUGGAUGCAACAACAGAAGCCUUCCACAGAGAAAUUCCAGGCUCACAGGUUUCUUUUGAUGUAGCUUGGUCUCCAAAGUGCAUUGACAAGCGUUGUUAUGAUUACACUAUGAUUGCAGAUCGCUGCGAUUUCUUAUUUGUAAUGUCCUAUGAUGAACAGUCUCAGAUUUGGGGAGAAUGCAUUGCAAGUGCUAAUGCACCAUAUAACCAGACACUGGAAGGGUACAUGGAUUACAUAAAGAUGAAUAUAGACCCAAAGAAGCUUGUGAUGGGUGUUCCUUGGUAUGGAUAUGAUUAUCCCUGCCUUAACUUCACUCGGUUGAAUGAGUGUGUAAUAUCAAAAGUCCCAUUCAGAGGGGCUCCUUGUAGUGAUGCUGCUGGGCGACAAGUCCCUUAUAAACAGAUCAUGAAGCAGCUCAAUAGUUCGACUUCUGGAAGAAUGUGGGACAACGUUCAGAAAGCUCCAUAUUACAUGUACAUGGACAGUGGUGGCCAGGUGCACCAGGUAUGGUAUGAUGACCCACAGAGCAUUUCCUUAAGGGCAGCUUACGUGAAGAAUCUUGGUCUCAGAGGUAUUGGUAUGUGGAAUGCAAAUCUCCUCGACUAUACAGAUGAUCCCAUAGCAAAGCAGCAGACAAAGGAUAUGUGGGAUGCCCUUCAGCCAUAGCAACAGAAGUACUGUAAUUCUGGACCACCAACUUUCAUGCCUCAUGAUUUGUAGCACUUGAGUUUCCUCCUGAAUAUGAGUGAAAUACUUGUGCUAUUAUUUUUAGUGUGAGUUACAUGCUAAAUGAUAUUUGUAUGGUGUUGAAUUUUCAAAAUGUGUGGUCACUUCAGGGAGUAAAAUGAAAGUAUGUUAAGUAAGUUGCUUCUGUUUAUGUAUGCAAGUCUCCCAAAUGUGUAUGGACAUAGCUGAAAAUUCCAAAUUAUCCUAUUUUCUUUAAAUGAUUGCUUGUGCUAUAAAUUUGUUGCAGCUUAAAGCCACCGGACUGUAUAUAAUCCAAUUGCCUAAAUGGUGGUGUGACAGUAACACUUGAAUUUUGUCUGUGUAUAUAAUAGCUUAGGUCAUUACUGCUGCAUUCCACUUUCUGUUACACCUGUACCAUUUUCUGGAAGGAAUGGCAUUGUGAAUAGCUGCAGAACUGAAGUGAUUCUUGUAAUGCACUAGUUUGGUGUAAACCAUACUGUUCCAUACCCCUAAGUUUUAUUACUGGAAUUUUGGUGGCUAAAAUUUGUCAAGACAUUAAAUAAAAUAAAAUAUUUCUAUUUUCCUAGACAGAAA